Molecule: messenger RNA, 618 nt
Organism: Besnoitia besnoiti
Lineage: Eukaryota; Apicomplexa; Conoidasida; Eucoccidiorida; Sarcocystidae
Product: putative vacuolar protein sorting 29
Exons: 1
Coding region: 1-618 (205 amino acids)
Biological process (GO): retrograde transport, endosome to Golgi; intracellular protein transport
Cellular component (GO): endosome; retromer complex
Source: RefSeq, a predicted model, not a curated record
AUGGGGACGAAUUUCACUGAGUUCGGAGACUUGGUGCUCCUGAUUGGCGACUUCCACAUUCCGCAACGCGCAGCUGACUUGCCGGUCUGUUUCCGCGAGCUGCUCGACACGGACAAGAUUCGGCACGUCUUGUGCACCGGCAACGUCGGCUGUCAGUCGGUUGUGGACUCGCUCCGCUCGAUUUCGUCCUCGCUGCACAUCGUCAAGGGCGACACAGACACGGGAUUCGACUUCCCCGAGUACAAGGUUCUGCAGUUUGGCCAGUUCAAAGUCGGCUUGAUCCACGGCCACCAAAUCGUGCCGUACGGCGACGCGGGCGCGCUGCUCCACUGGCAGCGGAAGUUGGACUGCGACAUUCUGGUGUACGGUCACCUUCACAAAGACUCCGUGGUCGACCUCGAUGGCAAGUUUUUCGUUAAUCCCGGCAGUGCAACCGGCGCCUACCAGCCCUGGCUGACAGAGCGCGUGCCGUCAUUCAUGCUCAUGGCUGUGCAGGGCGCGAGCGUCGUUCUCUACGUCUACGAGGAGAAAAAUGGAAAAGCCGAGGUCGUCAUGAGCGAGUUCAAGAAGGACAUCUCCGAAAGCGAAAGUGCGCCAGCGCCGCCCAAGGAAAGUUGA